AUAAGAGUGUCAAUUUCGAGGGCUUUUUCACGAACAACGCUAUCGCUGAAAUAGAAGGAUUUCCUCCAACAAACGAACAAAGUAGAAGAAAAUAGAUCUCCAAAUUUUGACUAUAUAUUUAAACUAAUAAUUGAUUCCAAUGCCACCUACUACUGGCUGCUGUUGAUCACAAUCAUACAUUACUACCAAUCAUAUGCCAAAGUACACUAUGCUUUAAAUUCUUCAGUCAAUUAAUGUUGCCCUAAUAAUACAAACUUCAAUCCCACAAGAAAAGAAGUCCCCAACCCUUUUUGAGAUAAUGGGCAAAAGAAAAAUAAGCAAGGUUUUUCAUCUCUGUUUCACUUUCUUCUUCUUCUGCAUCUUCCCUUACUUCGUUAGCCCAAGUACCAGUCUUGCUGAUGAAUGCUCGAUUUCCAGCACUGUUUCUAACGUCGAUGACGUCAACGGCAAUCUCCCACCAAAUAACAGAAGGAAAACUACAGUAUCAUCAUCGGUUCUAAUUGCUGAUGUUCCUCUGUUUGUCUUCGGGGAUUCCCUUUAUGACCCCGGGAACAACAACUACAUUAACACCACCACCGAUUUUCAGGCCAACUUCUUGCCCUACGGACAAACCCACUUCGAAUUCGCCACCGGGAGAUUUUCCGACGGCCGUCUCAUUCCCGAUUUCAUUGGUAAUCUGUGUAGUCUGCUCUGCAGUUGUUUCAGAGUUCCUUUUUUUUUGUCCCCCCUUGUUCUAUGCUAGUAAUUUUUAUUUAUGGGUUUUGUUUGUUGGUAUUAAUUGGUUGGUGCUGGCAGCUAAGUAUGCCGGACUGCCGUUGAUCCCGCCGUAUUUUCAGAGCAGCUAUCAUCAGUUUGGGUAUGGUGUUAACUUUGCAUCUGGUGGCGGCGGAGCUCUGGUUGAAACUUACCAGGGACUGGCAAUUGACUUGAAAAUGCAAUUGCUGUAUUUUAAGGAUGUUGAGAAACAGUUGAGGGAAAGAGUAGGUGACAAAGAGACCCAAAAAUUGAUGUCUAAUGCGGUGUAUAUGUUCAGUAUUGGGGGGAACGACUUAAUUGCUCCCAAUCCCAUUUUUAGCAGCUUCUCCUCACAAGACUACAUUCAUAUCAUUAUCGGCAACUUCACCUCUGUCCUCAAGGAAAUUUACAAGGCAGGGGGGAGGAAAUUUGGGUUACUUAGCUUAGUGCCAGUGGGAUGUCUACCAUAUAUUAGAGUUCACAAUGGAGAUGGUAGUGAGCUUUGCGUGGAAGAAUUCACAAAACUGGUGAAUCAAUACAACGAUGCACUUUCUGAAGCAAUUCACCAGCUUCAGAACCAACUCCAAGGCUUCAUCUACUCCAAGUUUGAUCUCUACAAUGCCGUUUUCCAAAGGAUCCAAAACCCCUCCAAAUAUGGUUUCAAAGAUGUGAAGAGCGGAUGCUGUGGUAGCGGUAUAUACCGAGCAAAUUAUACAUGUGGAGGUAAAAGAGGAGAGGAGCAGGAGUACGAGGUGUGCGACCAUCCAGAGGAUCAUUUCUUCUUCGAUUCUUAUCAUCCCUCUGAAAAAGCCUACAACCAAUUAUCAAAGUUAAUGUGGGAUGGGCCUCCAAGUGUUACUAGCCCAUAUACACUCAAGGCCCUGUUUCAGCUUGGUGAUUCGGCUUCUGCCCACAUUACACAACAAGAAGAAUACCUCUCGUCCGAUAUUCCUGAAUUUUGUGAAGAGAAAAAUUAAAGUAGACGUCCUUUAAUUUCAGUUGUACUAUUAUCGAGUGAAUGAAUAAUAAGUUAAGUAAAUCAUUUUAUCUUUUUCUGUAUUCACGUAUUCCCUUAGUUCUGCAUUGAGUUUUGAGAUUGAACUGCAAAUGUCAAAACUGUGUGAAUUAUUUUAUUUGGGACAGAGAUGGUAUAUCACAACAAUAUAGCUCUGAAACUGAAAGAAAGUGG
This is a messenger RNA of Oldenlandia corymbosa var. corymbosa, 1924 nucleotides long. The record is from the annotation of a GenBank genome assembly. Lineage: Eukaryota; Viridiplantae; Streptophyta; Magnoliopsida; Gentianales; Rubiaceae.